AAAAGGCGAUACGGCGACUGUAAUAUCUUAUUUCCCAUAACAGAGAGUUAACAGUGACUCUGGGCUCAGGGCAGUGUACACUAUAAACACAGAUGCAAAGACUGACAGAACAAAGGCCAUCCUGUCGUAAAAGGUGAUUGCUUUCAUAUCUAUCCCCUAACACUAUUGCAAAGACUGAUAGAACAAAGGCCAUCCUGUCGUAAAAGGUGAUUGCUUUCAUAUCUAUCUCCUAACACUAUUGUGUAAGUGAGGAUCAUCCAUCUUGGACAAAAGAGGAGUCCCCGGCUCGGCACCACGUGAUGAAACUACAAAGGGAAUGUCCAGGAAGGGAAUGUCAUGGGAGGAUCCCAACAACAAAGGAUGAAAGGAUAUGAUGAUUACACCCUCAAGGUGUCAGAACAGGUUUCAGACCUUGGGAACAAAUGUCAGGUAUGGAAGUCACUGUCUGUGCAACACUGCCACCCACAGGACAUCUUAAACACCAUUAGUUGGCCUACACCGCCAUCUACAGGACACUACAAACUGGGAGGUUUCUAUGGAUUAUCAUAUGACAUCGACUUGAUUGGCUGGGACUUUCUCUAGGGUGUGACUACCCUUUGGCAGGGGUGGAGUUUGGAUGUGAAUAGGUUUGAAUGUAUGUGAUUUUGUAUAUAAGGGAGAGCACAGAGUGGCUAAAUAUGUAGGUAGUAGGUAUAGAUAGAACAUAUACAUAGCCAAUACAACUAUAAUACUGCUUUAUAAGAGAAGGCUAUAUUCAUAUACCUAAAGCUCUGUUAUUUUGUUAUUUUGUUAUUACUUCGUUUUACUUAAUAAAUAGUCAAUUGACCUUACGGCCUAAAGCUUCUUAAUAGCACCCAAGGAAAAGGAUCUAACAUAUUGGCACCCCAGAUUUGAGGAUUUUCAACUAAACCCAUCGAGUAAGGAAACGGGAUCUGCAUAACUACUUGCUGCUGAGAAGUUGGGAGAAGAGGCCAGACCAGACCCAAGGAUACCAUCUUGUGAGUGUUCAACCACGCUGGUUCGUGUUCCUGACGCACACCUGAGAAGUUCCCUUAGGAUAUCUGGGAUAACACAUCAGUGAGCGGACGCGCAUAUCUGGAUCCACUAUGAAGCAAGAAUCAAUAUACAAUCAACCUUGGAUCCUGCACAAAACAAUUCCAAAUUUUCUGUUGCUUACUAUACUGAUAAACGGAGCUCCAAUCUUCAGUUAUCAAUACUCAGACAACACCACAUAUGAAUAUAAUAUAUCAUUUUCAUUUGGGAGGUUCCAACCAAAAUCGGAGGAUGGACAACUGAUUCUCAGUCAUGGAACACAACAAUUUAUUAGUUGGAAAGAUCAGCAACCAUAUAUCAGAGCCACAAUAUACAUAAAUGCAACAGGAUACUGGUUAGGGGAAGAAUCUGCUUUACCUAAUGAAUCAGAAAAGAUAGGGGUAAGCAGUGGUACUUUUAGAGAUGAUUUAAAGGAUGGGAAAUAUGUAUUAGAAUGCAGUGUUACAUGGAGGGAUACAAUAACUCCAAGAUACAUACCCAGGAAGGUAUCCCUUAUGCACACUGAUAUGUUAGGUUUUGAUACAGAAAAGGGAAGCACAUCCCAGCAAGGUAUUUACGCUAGAGGGGGUACCACAUACCAGUAUUUAAAGUUAUUCAAAACUAUUUCAUACCAGUCAUACAGAGAAGCUUUGGGGGUCUGGAAAUGUGAAGAUCCAGAUACGGGAAUGGAGAUAGGGGAGCUCAAUAUAGUUGAUGAUACUCCUGAUUAUUUUGAAUCUUGUAAACAUCACAUAAACAUAACACACCCUAAUAAUAUAGAACAACCACCACACUUGGAGAAAGGACAGCCUUUCCAGGUCAAUCUUGACUCCAAACGAAUGCUUGUUAAAAAUGUCAAGUAUACAUUUGCAACCUGGCAUUUUAAUCUUUCCCAGUGGUUGAUAAAAACAUAUUAUAAGAAUUGUGAGCCCUAUACAUUGAACCAAAUCAAUGCUCUGCACAGGUGGAUGAUCCCUAAAGACAUUAGGAAAAAGGUGAGCUCGAAUUAUCAGUUCUUUCAUAAUACGAGCACCAGAACUAAGAGGGAUAUUUUUGGCACAAUUUUGGGUGGAGUUGGGGCAGGAUUGGGCGCACUUAAUAAGGUAGACAUAGAGGUACUUAGAAAUAAGCUCUCUAACAUAGCCUCACACAGUAAAGAUGGGUUAGUCGUUCAAAAAGAAAUUAAUAACAUCAUUAAUAACCUGGAGGAAGAUAACAUGAAUACCCAUGUUGAGAUUGCAAAAGACUUUGUCAAUCAUUUUAAAAUACUUGUUGACAAUGUCUUCGCACUUGGGAAAAAUACCUCCUGGGCCAUAGCGUGUACACAAGGUCAGACCGAACUAUCUAGCAACAUGAAACUGAUAGUGCAGUCUAUUUAUAAUGGACAAUGGCCUUUUGAAUUGUUACCUCAAAUUUCUGCUGCCCUACCAAAUUACAUAAGUUUCACACACCCAAAAUGGUGGACAAAUGCAUGGGUUGGGUGUAUGAAUCAUGACUUUGAAAAUUGUUAUGCCUCAUCCCUAAUACCUUUCACAGACCAACAGUUUGCCUCUGUGUAUAGGAUCAUCUCCAUUGGUAUUUUAGCUGGUGAGAAUACUAUACUACACCCAAGGUUAGAGUACCCCCAUGCAGUUAGGGAACAAGAAAUAUGGAAGCAAGUUGACAUUUCCCUCUGCCCUCAAAGAAAUCACGAUGUGCUAUGCUCACUAGGGCAGUACAGGGAAAUUGAUGAAAAGUGCUGGAAGAAUGCUUCCAUAUGUGUUCUUGAUGGGGAAAAUAUAUCCAGGGACAGACCACCAGUGUAUUAUUUGGGACAAAACAGAGUUUGUUUUUUCGCUCAGAAUAAUACAAGUGUCUCACUUGUUACUAACCAAAACUGCGCAGCCAUAACACCAGUAAGUAGAGGUGCAUGGUGUACAUUAGGUGAAAUUACAGAAAUCCGCACUCCUACAUGGAGUUACAAGGUCCCAGUAAUAACAAAUUUUACGGCAGAUUUCCAGUACCAAAGCCCCAUAACUUUAAAGGAAUUAAAUUUAGGAAUGGGAAAGGAAAUCUAUGAGUGGUUGAUUAAAUUUGACAAAGAUGAAUUACUGUUAAAGAAACUACAGCAAAAUCAGGCCAAAGCCACCAUCAUAAUCCACCAUGACCAGAGUGAAUUGAAAACGGUGUCCAAUCUGUUAGAAGGAGAUUCAAAGGGGCAUUGGUGGGAGACAUUGUUUGGUCAUUCAAGUCAGGUUAAUACAAUAAUGAAUUAUCUCAUACAUCCUGUCAUAGUGUUGCUAAUGUUUUCUGCCUUGUUGACUUUGCUACAAGUCUAUAUGUGCUGUGUAACUCGGUUUCUGCACAAGAAGGUAACCGUGCUCUCUAUGAAAGUGGAAGCACAAAGAGGGAUGACAAUUGCUUCUGCAAAGGUAGAAACCUUGUUACCAGUGAGAUUCAACCAUAAUAAGUCAUCUGAGACUUGCAGCAAUUGCCAAAAGUUUGGACACGGGAAGGAACAAUGUGUAAUUCCUAAAAGAAACAUCACUGAUUCCCAGAAAUAUGAUUUUCAUGUCCUUUGAAAUAUGUCUGCAAUCAUUUCAAAAUUUUUUUUUGAUUUCAUUUUUAUUUUAUUUUUUCUUGGCUUAGAUAUGUAUUAAUUUUAGAUAGUGUUGAAGUUUGUUGUUAUUAAUUUCUGUUAAAACUUUAGUUAGGUAAGAAUGUGUGUAUGUAUGAAUGUGUUGCAUGGAUCACCUCUGGCACAAGGACGUUACACCGAUAUAGCCACAAGUCCGAAGAGGAUCGUCUAAUGCUUUCGUGGUGUGUCCUUCAGACACAAAUGGGGGAAUGUAAUAUCUUAUUUCCCAUAACAGAGAGUUAACAGUGACUCUGGGCUCAGGGCAGUGUACACUAUAAACACAGAUGCAAAGACUGACAGAACAAAGGCCAUCCUGUCGUAAAAGGUGAUUGCUUUCAUAUCUAUCCCCUAACACUAUUGCAAAGACUGAUAGAACAAAGGCCAUCCUGUCGUAAAAGGUGAUUGCUUUUAUAUCUAUCUCCUAACACUAUUGUGUAAGUGAGGAUCAUCCAUCUUGGACAAAAGAGGAGUCCCCGGCUCGGCACCACGUGAUGAAACUACAAAGGGAAUGUCCAGGAAGGGAAUGUCAUGGGAGGAUCCCAACAACAAAGGAUGAAAGGAUAUGAUGAUUACACCCUCAAGGUGUCAGAACAGGUUUCAGACCUUGGGAACAAAUGUCAGGUAUGGAAGUCACUGUCUGUGCAACACUGCCACCCACAGGACAUCUUAAACACCAUUAGUUGGCCUACACCGCCAUCUACAGGACACUACAAACUGGGAGGUUUCUAUGGAUUAUCAUAUGACAUCGACUUGAUUGGCUGGGACUUUCUCUAGGGUGUGACUACCCUUUGGCAGGGGUGGAGUUUGGAUGUGAAUAGGUUUGAAUGUAUGUGAUUUUGUAUAUAAGGGAGAGCACAGAGUGGCUAAAUAUGUAGGUAGUAGGUAUAGAUAGAACAUAUACAUAGCCAAUACAACUAUAAUACUGCUUUAUAAGAGAAGGCUAUAUUCAUAUACCUAAAGCUCUGUUAUUUUGUUAUUUUGUUAUUACUUCGUUUUACUUAAUAAAUAGUCAAUUGAC
This is a messenger RNA of Xenopus laevis (African clawed frog), 4667 nucleotides long. RefSeq lists its product as uncharacterized. The transcript is spliced from 2 exons. The coding region runs from base 1107 to 3593 and encodes 828 amino acids. The record is from RefSeq and is a predicted model, not a curated record. NCBI's taxonomy places the organism in Eukaryota, Metazoa, Chordata, Amphibia, Anura, Pipidae.